Messenger RNA from Anopheles marshallii, 570 nucleotides. Its product is annotated as pro-resilin-like. The record is from RefSeq and is a predicted model, not a curated record. The transcript is spliced from 3 exons. Bases 1 to 570 code for a protein of 189 amino acids. NCBI's taxonomy places the organism in Eukaryota, Metazoa, Arthropoda, Insecta, Diptera, Culicidae. Gene Ontology annotation, cellular component: extracellular matrix.
AUGAAAGUAUUACUGCUGCGAAUGGGCUUGAUCUUUGUUGUUAUCGCUGCAAUCUUCUUGGCUGCUCUAGCCACGGCCGAACCGCCUGCUCCACGCAACGGGUUUUCCUCUCCUUCGAGCAACUACCUGCCCCCAGGCCAAUCGUUCAAUGGGAAUAACGGUUACAACUAUAACUCAAACGACAAUGGUUACAACUACCCCUCGGCCUCCAACGGCGGAAACUAUCCUGCCCCAUCCCAGCAGUACGGAGCCCCCUCUGGUAACGGCGCAAACGGCGGAUACAACUACGAGGACGCAAAUGCUCAACCUGCCAAAUACUCAUUCGAGUACAACGUGCAGGACUUCGCCUCUGGCAACGACUUCGGACACAUGGAAUCUCGUGAUGGCGACCGAACCGUUGGACGCUACUAUGUCCUCCUUCCCGAUGGUCGCAAGCAAAUUGUAAACUAUGAGGCCGACCAGAAUGGGUAUCGUCCAACCAUCACCUAUGAAGAUGUUGGUACUGGAAAUGGAGCUAAUGGUAACAAUGGAGGAUAUGGUGGAAAUGGACAGUUUAACGGUUAUCAAUAA